This is a messenger RNA of Papilio machaon (common yellow swallowtail), 1554 nucleotides long. RefSeq names its product cytochrome P450 6B5. Lineage: Eukaryota; Metazoa; Arthropoda; Insecta; Lepidoptera; Papilionidae. The record is from RefSeq and is a predicted model, not a curated record. The transcript has a single exon. Bases 52 to 1554 code for a protein of 500 amino acids. Gene Ontology annotation, molecular function: oxidoreductase activity, acting on paired donors, with incorporation or reduction of molecular oxygen; monooxygenase activity; heme binding.
UUACGUGCCUGGAUUUUGCUUGGCCUGUGUGGAUACAAGAAAAUAAGAAAAAUGAUUCUAACAACGCUUAUAAUUAUGGGUGCUUUGUAUGUAAUUUAUUAUUUAAUUGGAUUAUACAAUGAAGUGUACUGGAAAAAACGUGGCAUUAAAUUCCAUUCGAAGAACAAAGUCUUUGGCCCGAUGGGUGAGUUCAUAACUUCGAAUCGACCGCUGUUUCAAAUUUUUAAUGAAAUUUAUAAAAUGUAUCCAGACGAGCCUGUUGUCGCAUUGGGUUCACUGUUUACUCCCACUCUUUACGUCAAGGAUUUAACCAAUGUAAACCACGUUCUAAAUGUCGAUUUUAAUUCAUUCAGUCAUAGAGGAUUUGAUGUUAAUGAAGGAGAUAAACUUGCCGACAACGUGCUAUUUAUGAAUGGCAAUAGAUGGAAAUUGAUGCGUCAAUCUAUGACUCCUCUCUUUACAUCGAGCAAAUUAAAGAGCAUGUAUUAUAUACUAGAUCGUAGUGCAUUGGAUUUUGUAGAAUAUUUAAAAAAGAGACCGGAACUGUUACAGAAAGAUACUUUCCAAACUCUUAGCACUUUUUGUAGUGCCGCUAUAGGAGCUUCUGUCUUUGGUAUAGAAAAUGAGUCUGUUUUUGACUCACCUUUCCUUGAUAUGGCAAACAAAGCUUUUGCUUCUACAUUUAAGAACAACUUUCUGCUUGCCAUUGCCAAUACGUACCCUAAAUUGUUUAAUCUGUUUGGAUUUAAGUUUUUUAAAGAUCAUGAAGAUUUCUUCAUCGGAGCUAUAAAACAGAUUAUUAAAAAACGACAAGAAGAAAAUGUUAAAAAGCACGAUUUCGCCGAUUUAUGUGUUGGUUUGAAAAGUAAGGGUACAUUAAAAGAUGACGGAACAGGCUUAAAAAUACAACCAACUGAUGAAAUAUUGGCAGCUCAAGCAUUCUUCUUCUUUGUCGCCGGAGUAGAACCCUCUGCCGCAUCUAUGUUUGGUAUAUUAGUCGAGUUGGGCAGGAAUCCAGAACAACUAAGGCGGCUUCAUGAAGAAAUCGACAAUUCAUUCGAGAAAUAUGAUAAAAUGACAUAUGAUACCAUCACUGAAAUGGAAUAUCUCGACAUGGUGUUCAAUGAAGCAUUAAGAAUGUAUCCGCCUAUAGGAAUCUUGAUGCGACAAUGCAUUAAGGACACUGUAUUACCAACUGGUAAUAUAAAAGUUGAAGCUGGAACGAAGAUAUUUAGCCCACUGUUUGAAAUCCAUCACGAUCCAAAACUUUACCCGGAUCCUGAAGUUUUUAACCCAGAGAGAUUUUCACGUGAAAAUUCAAAGAAUAUAAAUAAUAAUGCCUUUAUGGCUUUCGGUGAAGGAAAGAGAUUGUGCAUCGGUGUCAGAUAUGCGACUCUGCAAGUGAAAGCUGGUUUAGUUCACUUGUUACGUCAUUUUACUGUAAAAACUCACAUCGGUAAAGGUGGAAUCAAAUACAUAAAAAAGAAUAUACAAAUAAGGCCGACUAAUGUAGACGUUCAAAUUAUACCAAGAGAUUUGCGUAAAAAUUUAUAA